CUGUCCGCGCCUCGCUGCGAUGGCCGCGGCGUUGAACACAGUCACGCCGCUGGCCACGGAGUCUUCCCCUCAGGAAGCUACAGUCUCUGAUGCCUCCUAUACCGCCUUCGCGGCGGCGGCGGCGGCCGCGGCCACAGCCACGGCCACGGCCCCGGCAGUGAUUGUGCCUACCUCCUCCGCCACGUCCACCUCUGCCCGCCUGCCUGCCGGUGGCUGUGGCGACGGCGGCAGCGGCUUUGGCGGCUCCACUAUGGCGGCGGCGGGGAGGGGGGGCAGUAGUUUUAAAGUAGACACCCGCCCUUGCCUCAGAGAAGGUACUGCCUGGAAUCAACAACUUUUUAGAGAUAACCUUUGUCAACUAUGUGGUGUUGUGCUACAGUUUGAAUCACAACGGAUUUCCCAUUAUAAGAGUGAACAACAUGCUCAAAAUGUUAGGUUUUAUUUUGAAGUACAUAGGGAACAAUUUGAAGUUCCUGGUGAGAAAAUGAAGACACAUGCGGAGAAUUUUCCGGUGUGUAAGAGUGGAUUACUGGACAAAAACAGAUUUUGUGAUAUGUACAACAUGAUUUUCAGCUCUCCAGUUGUUGCUCAGUCUCACUAUAUGGGGAAGGUUCAUGCUAGAAAACUGAAGCCAUUAAUGGAGGGAACUGAUCAUGUGCCUGCAUUAGGAUUUCAGCCAGAAAUGGCAUUUAGUAUGAAAACCUAUGUUUGUCAUAUUUGCAGUAUCACUUUUACAUCUUUAGCUAUGUUUCGGUACCACAUGCAAGGAAGUGAACAUCAAGCUAAAGAAUCCUUUGUUAACAAUCUAGUGAUGAAUUCAAAGCAGACACGAGACUCUUACCAAAAUGACUCUGAAGAUUACAUCAACAUGCAGAAAGCCAGAGAAUUAAAGCCCACGACUUAUUUCAGAAGUAUGGAAGGGAGUUCUUUGGAAACCCAUAGGUACAGAGAAGCGGUUGAUUCCAGAUUCAGCCAUAGAGCGUUUGAACAAAGACUCCCAUCUGAGACUUCCUGGACAUACAGAGGACCAUCCGAUAUUUCUCAAAGAAUGGAAAACCAGUUACCUCAUAUCUUACCAGCUUAUUCAGAGAAGACAUAUGAUCCUUUCCAAGAUGAACUUGAAGAAUACAUCAAAGUGCAGAAAUCCAGAGGACUAGAGCCAAAGACUUGUUUUAGAAAGAUAAGAGAGAGCUCUAUGGAGACUCCUGGGUAUAGAGAAAUGUCUGGUUGUCAACCUAACCCAAGAAUGUUUGAGCAAAGAUUUUCAUCUGAGACUCCCCAGACUUACCAACAUCCAUAUACCGUUUCACCAGUGAAAAGCCAGUUACCUCACUGGUUACCAGCUCAUUCAAAGAGGAAAUAUAAGUCUUUCCAAGAUGAACUAGAAGAUUAUAUUAAAGUGCAGAAAGCCAGAGGAUUAGAGCCACAGACUUGUUUCAGAAAGCCAGGUGCUAGCUCUAUGGAAACUCACAGGCACAGAGAAAUGGUUUAUACCAAACCCAGGCAUGAAAUGUUUGAGGAAAGACUCCCAUUUGAGACGUUCCAGACCCAUCCAGGGCUAUAUGGUACUUCACAAGCCGUGCAAAACAGUUUACCUCAUUGCUUGCCAGUUGAUGACAACAGACAGAGACUAGAAUCGAUGAACUACGAUCAAGUCACUAGAAACUAUUUCCCAGAAGAACCAGUACCCCUGAGCCUUAGUCAGCAAGAGAAUAACUCUGGCCCAAACAGUGUAGAAUCUGACGUCUGCGGACACUUCUCAGAAAACUCUGCCCGUGAGUAUCAAGCAGAUGAUGAACAGAGGCGUGAGAAGAGGAGACGACACCUGGAGGAAGGCGAGGAAGGCGGGGAAAGGGCAGAGAAGGAGCAGUCAAAGCACGGAAGGACAAAGAGUUGCGAGGAUACAGAUUUAGCCAAAGAUAAGGAGGAUAGAAAGGAAGAUAAAGCCAGGGUCAGGAGAGGAAAGCUUAAGCAUCAGAAAAAGAGAAAAAGCCGUGAUGUCUCUGCUGAGAAAGAACGCAAGCACAAGAAAGAGAAGAAGAAGUCCGCUGAAGAAAGGACCGAAGAAGAAAUGCUCUGGGAUGAAUCAAUUCUUGGGUUUUGAACUUAUAGUUCAAAGAAUGAAUGACAGAAAGCAGUUAAUAUAAUGGAUUUAAGUAAAAGCGGAACCAUCAAAUGAAGAGAAGAAGUCGAUGGUGUCAGUUCAGGAAAGCUUUGCUUUUCGGUGUGUGUCAACAUUGAACUUUAACUGAAAGGGUGAACAACAAAUUCUAAACCUGCCCUCUGAGAAAGAAUGGAAGAACGCAGGAAGAACAUGACAGAAAUAGAAACUUGUUUAAGACAAGCCUCAAGAGUCAGUAUCUUGGACUGAGUCCGUCUUUGAAUUUGGAAUUUUUCGUUCUGUUUCCUCAAGGAUGAAGUGAAGAAAGCAGUUAAUAAAAUGGGUUCAGAAAAAAUCACAGCAUGAGAUGAAGGAAAGCAGAGGUGGAAAGAGGGAGUGCCAAUUCUGGAAAGCUGGUUUUUGUUUUCUGUAAAGAAGUUUCAUUGAAAGGAGAAACAAAAAAGCGUAAACCUAGCCUCUGAGAAACAAGAACAUAAACAAAAAAGGAACUUUCUGAAGAAAAGACAGAAUUGUCUAUGUUUUGCACCUACUCUUGCAUCUUGAAAGGUAGUUUCAUUUACUUGAGAAUGGACUGAAGAUAUCAGUGAAGAAAAUGAAUUUAAACAAAACCAAGAGCAUGACAUGAAGGAAAGGAGAAUUGAACAUAGUUGAGUACCAGUUCAGGAAAACUGGCUUUUGCUUUUGUUUUUGGGAAAAGUUGAAGUUUAAUUGAAAGAAGAAAAACAAACAAAAACACACACACACACCUAAGGCUAGCCCCUGAAAAUCAAGAACACAAGAACAUCAGAGAAAAAGAAACCUUCUGAAGAAAAGAAUUGUCAGUGUUUUGAGUCUACUCUUGGAUUUUAAAUGUUUCAGUUUUGUUUCCUUAAGGUUGAAUAAAUAGGUUGAAGAAUUUGGUGUCUUGAAAUUCAUGUUAUUUGAAUUUUUUUAUGUGAACAGGUACUUAGUGAUCUCUGGCAAAAGCCAAGUGAAGCAUAAGUAUUCAAUGCCUUUUUGUCAAAUUACUUUUCCUUUGUUUUCCAAAAAAUAUGUUUCCUACAAAUAGUGAAUUUUCCUAAAUGAAGUUGUCUAUACUUUGUUCAUAAAAUUGAUAUGACAUUAAAUUAUUUACCCAUGGGAGAUAAUUUAUUUUAAGUGAAAGGAUUACCAGGCGUUGCUGAAUCCAUUCCUUCUUUGGGUUUGUUAAUAUUCAUGGUAUUUUAUUAUUGUUGCCGUGUCUUUGUUUAUAUUCUUGGUUCUGUGCAAGGAAAAUGUACAAAAUAAUUCACUUAUUUUUUUCUUUGUUAAAUCUAAUUUGAAGUGUAUUUUGUAUUUUCUAGUUCUAAAAGUGGAAAAUUAAAUAGUCUAUUAUAAACUUAGAUUAUAUAUAGUUUUAAAAAGCUCUCAAAAGUACUGUUGCAAA
Molecule: messenger RNA, 3527 nt
Organism: Oryctolagus cuniculus (rabbit)
Lineage: Eukaryota; Metazoa; Chordata; Mammalia; Lagomorpha; Leporidae
Source: RefSeq, a predicted model, not a curated record